AUGACUAAUUGUUUUCCUAAACUCUGUUGUGGACUUCUUCUCCUCUUGCUGCUUGCUGCAGAAUCCAUUCUCGGAUUCAACAAUAGCGCAGAAAUAAAGUGCAUUGAGAGGGAGAGACAGGCACUCCUCAACUUCAAACAUGGUCUCAUAGAUGUCCAUGACAUGCUGCUGUCUACAUGGAGAGAUGACGACAACAGUCGAGAUUGUUGCAAAUGGAAAGGCAUUCAAUGUGACCAUCAAACAGGUCAUGUAACCAUCCUUCGUCUCCGUGGUUCGGAUACACAAUAUUUGAGUGGUGCAGUCAAUAUCACUUCACUGUUUUCCUUGCAAAAUAUUCAACAUUUGGAUAUCAGCAACAAUGAAUUUAUAGAGAGUCACAUCCCAGAACUCAUGGGCUCACUUACCAACUUAAGAUAUCUCAAUCUCUCCUAUUCUUAUUUUGGUGGUAAUAUUCCUACCCAACUUGGAAGCCUUACACAUUUAUUGUCUCUGGAUUUAAGUCACAAUUAUCUUCUCCAUGGAGAUAUCCCUUAUGAACUUGGAAGCCUUACAAAUUUAAG
This is a messenger RNA of Vigna umbellata (rice bean), 560 nucleotides long. The record is from RefSeq and is a predicted model, not a curated record. NCBI's taxonomy places the organism in Eukaryota, Viridiplantae, Streptophyta, Magnoliopsida, Fabales, Fabaceae.